Carica papaya (papaya) is the source of this 2045-nucleotide messenger RNA. Its product is annotated as Tetratricopeptide repeat (TPR)-like superfamily protein. Gene Ontology annotation, biological process: RNA modification. Gene Ontology annotation, molecular function: RNA binding; protein binding; zinc ion binding. NCBI's taxonomy places the organism in Eukaryota, Viridiplantae, Streptophyta, Magnoliopsida, Brassicales, Caricaceae. The record is from RefSeq and is a predicted model, not a curated record.
CCAAGGAAUGCAAGAGAGAGAUUUGAUCUCUUGGAAUUCUAUGAUGGUCUCCUAUGUCCAGGAUGCCAAGAGCUUGGAUGCCUUGGAAAUUUUAGCUGAAAUGAUAUCAACGGGAAAGGAAGUGAACUACAUAACUUUUACAUGUGCAUUGGCUGCAUGUUCAAAUCCUAAAUUUCUCAUUGAAGGGAAGAUUCUUCACGCCCUUAUAGUAGUUAGCGGAUUAUUUGAGUGGCCAAUUGUUGGUAAUGCAUUGGUUACCAUGUAUGCCAAAGCUGGUAUGAUGACAGAAGCUGAAAGAGUAUUGCAAACAAUGUCCAGGCAUGAGGUGGUAACUUGGAAUGCGCUUAUUGGUGGCCAUGUUGAGAAUGGUCAAACGGAUGAGGCAAUGAAGGCUUUUCAGUUAAUGAGAAAAGAAGGUAUAUCCGCAGACUAUAUUACAAUUACAAGUGUUCUUGGUGCUUGUGUGACUCCUAAUGACUUAAGGAAAUAUGGGACGCCCAUCCAUGCACAUAUAGUUUUGACCGGAUUCGAAUCAGAUAAAUACGUGCAGAAUUCACUUAUCACAAUGUAUGGCAAAUGUGCUGAUCUCGCAUCAAGCAAAUACAUAUUUGAUAGAUUAGCUCAUAAGAAUUCAAUUUCAUGGAACGCAUGUCUUGCUGGAAAUUCUAACCAUGGCCAUGGAGAAGAGGUUCUGAAACUCAUUGUGACAAUGAGAAGUGAUGGAGUGGAAUUAGACCAGUUUAGCUUCUCAGAAGGCCUUGCUGCUACUGCUAAGUUGGCGAUGCUGGAGGAAGGUCAACAGCUUCAUGGUUUGGCAGUAAAGCUCGGGUUUGAAGCCGAUUCCUUUGUUGCAAAUGCUGCUAUGGACAUGUAUGGUAAAUGUGGAGAAAUGGAUGAUGUGUUGAGGAUACUUUCUCCACCAGUGAAUCGCUCACGCUUAUCAUGGAACAUACUAAUAUCUGCAUUUGCCAGACAUGGCUAUUUCCAGGAAGCUAGGGAAACUUUUGAUGAAAUGCUCAAAAUGGGGAUAACGCCAGACCAUGUCACUUUUGUCUCUCUUCUCUCUGCCUGUAAUCAUGGGGGACUUGUAGAUGAGGGUCUUGCAUACUACUUUUCAAUGAGUAAAGACUUUGGUAUCCUACCAGGAAUAGAGCAUUGCGUGUGCAUAAUCGAUCUUCUUGGACGUUCAGGAAGACUGGACCAGGCAGAAACUUUCAUUGCUCAAAUGCCUGUUCCCCCAAAUGACCUUAUCUGGCGUAGCUUGUUAGCAGCAUCUAAACUACAUGGUAAUUUGGAUCUUGGGAGGAAAGCUGCUGAACGUUUAUUAGAAUUGGAUCCAUCGGAUGACUCUGCUUACGUUCUUUAUUCCAACGUUUGUGCAACUACUGGAAGGUGGGAAGAUGUAGAGAAUGUUAGGAAGCAAAUGGGAUCAAAUAACAUAAAGAAGCAACCGGCAUGCAGUUGGGUGAAAUUGAAGAACAGGGUAAGUUCAUUCGGAAUUGGAGAUCGAACACAUCCAGAGACCAAAGAGAUAUAUACAAAGUUGGGAGAGCUUAAGAAGAUGAUCAAAGAAGCUGGUUAUGUCCCUGAUACAAGCUACGCAUUGCAAGAUACAGAUGAAGAGCAGAAGGAGCACAACCUCUGGAACCACAGUGAGAGACUUGCUCUUGCAUUUGGGCUGAUUAACACUCCUCAAGGUACAACUAUUAGAAUUUUCAAGAACCUUCGUGUCUGCUGUGAUUGUCAUUCUGUUUACAAAUUUGUUAGUGAAAUAACCAGGAGGAAAAUUAUAUUGAGAGAUCCUUACAGGUUUCACCAUUUUAGUAGGGGUAAAUGUUCUUGUUGUGAUUAUUGGUGAUGAUGCUUACUUACAAGCUUGACAUAUAUAUAGCACAGAGAAACGGCGGGUAUAGGUAGAGUAGAGAAGUAAGCAAUCCCACCCAAUAUCAAAUAAAAAGGAAAUGAAGUUUCCUACUAAUCUUUGUUUACAUUCAUUAUAUUAAUUAAUUCAUGUAUUUAAUUCUAGAUUAAUCUAACUACAUUAG